AUGUCAUUGCAUUUGAGAGGAAGCACGGCUGUGCUCAACAAAGCCCCGAAGCUCCUAAGAGGAGGAACCGUUCUCAUCCAUGGCGAGCAUGACCGUGUGUCCCCUCGACUAGCCGAUAUUCUCAUCGAGGGAGAUCGGAUCUCGAAGAUUGAGACCUCCAUUCCAGCACCUACUGGAUGUCACAUCAUAGACUGCACCGAUAAGAUCAUAUCACCUGGUUUUGUAGAUACACAUCACCAUGUCUGGCAGUCGCCACUCAAGGGGUUCUUCGGAGACACGGCCCUCUUCCCAUACCUGGCAAUCGUUAUCGCCGCAGGGUUGGAGCUCAAGGCAGAGGACAUGUUCUGGGCAAAUUUGGCGGGCAGUUUGGAGGCUAUUGAUGCCGGAACUACAACCACCUUGGACCACGCUCAUAUGAACUGGUCUAAAGAUCAUAGUCGAUCAGCAAUUGCCGGAACUAUUUCGUCAGGCAUACGAUCGGUUUUCGGCUAUACUCCUGUAUCCGUUGUUGCGACUACGAAACCAAAGAUUGAAUUCUCUCCUGAACCUCUGCCAGACUGGGUAAUGGAAACCUUUGAGCAGCUUGCCAUUUCGCAGCCGCUGAACAACCCCGAGUUCCGUGUCCAGUUAGGGUUUGGCUUUGACUUCUACCACCUUCCCAAAGAGGUCGUACUGGGGGUUUUCGAGAAGGUCAAAUCCCUGGGCACGAAAAUAAUUACGUCGCACUUUAUCCGAAAUUUUAUCAAGGGCAGUGAGAGCCUACCUGCGCUGUUAAAGUCCUAUGGCCUCUUACAAAAAGGCAUGGUUCUUUCACAUGGUGGCGGGGCUACCUCCGAGGACGUCAAAUUACUGAAAGACGCAGACUGCUUUGUCUCUGCCACUCCAAACACCGAGCUUGCCAUGGCGGUUGGGCCUCCAGUCUGCUUCCGAAAUGACCUUCCCGGCGUUGAUAAAAUAUGCUCUCUUGGUGUGGAUUGCCACUCAGCUACAAGCGGUAGCAUGGUCAAUGAGAUGCGGGUAGCAUUGCAGACUGCGAGAGGAAUCGACAGUGACGUUCACAUUCAAAAGGGCGUGUGGCCGAGGGAAAUCACCUACACCACAUCCGAUGCAUUUAACAUGGGCACUAUUCAGGGCGCCCGUGCCCUAUGCAUGGAGCAUGACAUUGGUAGCAUCAAAGUGGGCAAAAAGGCGGAUCUAGUGAUUUUCGAUGCUCUUAGCCCCGCUAUGAUAUGUGUGGCCCAGCAGGAUCCUGUCAUGGCCAUUGUUCUGCACUCGACAAUACGUGAUAUCCACACAGUGUUGGUGGAUGGAGAGUUGAGGAAAGAGAAUGGCAAGCUUUGUUCAGUCAAAGCAACUGAAUGGGAUGAUAGGAAAGGAUUCUUGGAAACGAAUCAUACUAUUCGUUGGCAAGACGUGUCUGAUCGACUUCUGGCCAUACAGGAACGGCUUGUAUCUCAAACACCGGAGCCUCUUCUAUUGCAGAUAGAAGAUCAUGUCCGGGAGCUCUUUGGCCAUAAGCCUAGCUCUGCCAAAAUCUAG
Molecule: messenger RNA, 1539 nt
Organism: Aspergillus pseudoviridinutans
Lineage: Eukaryota; Fungi; Ascomycota; Eurotiomycetes; Eurotiales; Aspergillaceae
Exons: 3
Coding region: 1-1539 (512 amino acids)
Molecular function (GO): hydrolase activity, acting on carbon-nitrogen (but not peptide) bonds
Source: RefSeq, a predicted model, not a curated record